CGUAUGCCCCGAUGGUCUGUCGACUGUCGUCUGCUGUGGCAUUCGGGUGGUUGGUCUGUGCGUUGGCCGGCAUUCGUUAUUCCGAGAUCGAGCUUGAAGUCUCCAACUCAAUUGGGCAGGCACGAGCAUCCGUCUGCGCUCACCAAUACUCCUUUCACCCAUGGGCUAGGUCAAGGCGCAGAGGCGUUGGCUGCGCGUGGACUGAACCAUGAAAGGUGCUAUAACCAGCCAGUACCCAAGGGACGCGUCCGAGACGAACCAUGUCGAAUACAUACUGGUCGCGAGCUUCGAUAUCGAUCGAGGAAGUGUUAUGCAGCACCAAUACCCAGCCGCAGUCGGAGGCGAUGAGCACAUGCUGGCGGAGCUCAUGCUACCGGAUCAAACGCACAUGCGUAGUCAAGAUUGGACAAUCUUCUUCCUUCACAAGGACGCGGCAUUAGAGGAAGACAACGAGCAUAAAGAGCAGAACGGCGAUGAGAGAGCUGGGGCUGAACAGCCAGACGAACCGAAUGGCGAGACCAAGGAGGCCGCAGCGCAGGCCGCGGACGCCUUCGAUGGUCCUCCGCUCAUCUACGUGCUGAAUCUGGUCAAUACUAAGCAAGACCAGACAGUCAAGCGCGGUGCCGUUGUCAAAGCCAUGGCAAUCUGCACGCGACACUCCUUCCUGCACAUAUACAAGCCUCUUCUGUUACUUGCGCUCGAGCAGUACUUUGCGAAUCCGGCGAUAGAAACGCUGGCCAAUCUGUACAAUGCCGUAAACAGUAUGGAUCUCUCGCUUAUGCCACGCCUGUCGCACUAUGAAAGGUUUAUCCUACAAAGCAGUGACGCCAAAGACAUGUUCAUCGAGAAAUUCGAGGCUCUCAUCGCACAGCGUGUGGAGAGCAACAACGAGCAGGACCCUGCCCUACCCUCGCCGAACACACAGCAUCCCUUGAGGAGCCGUUACGGUUUGCCACGCGACACUCAUGAGUUCGAAAGUGUGGUCAAGUACGCCAACAUCCCGGUUCCUAUCAAGGUUCCUACCGCUCUAUCACCGGAGACGGUCGGCGACUUCAGUCUCAUAAAGCUCGUCACCACCUUUUCCACACCUCAUACCACAUCACCGUCUCCAUUUAGCCCGACACACCCCCAUCUUACCACCGCUGGUACUCUCACACAUCCCAUCAUCGUUCUACUCAAUGCCUUGCUUACACAGAAGCGCAUCAUCUUCCUCGGCCACAACCUGCCUUCCUCUGAAGUCGCGGAAGCCGUGCUUGCCGCCUGCUCGCUUGUGUCUGGCGGCAUUCUACGCGGCUUCACCCGUCACGCGUUCCCCUACACCGAUCUGACGAAGAUUGACGACCUUUUGAAGGUUCCAGGCUUCAUAGCAGGGGUGACUAAUCCCGCCUUUGGCCACAAGACGGAAUGGUGGGACUUGUUGUGCGAUCUCAGCACUGGCCGCAUGCGCAUUAGCAACCGCGUCCAACAGGCCAGUCCGACGGAAGGUGUGCUCUUCUUUCAGCAGCCCAGCCACAUGCCCACAUCUCAGGCUGGCCCCACUAGUGGCAUUAGCGCAAUCGCGGCCGCGGACGCUACGGGUGACGGCGCCUUCAUGGGAUCUGUUCUGAAAGCAAUUGAGGAGCGCCACGGCGAGAAUGCCAUACGAUCAAGGUUCAGGAGGUGGGUGCUCAAGUUCACAAGGCUGGCUGCAGCAUUCGAGGAGCUGGUGUAUGGCGCUUCCGUGUUGCACAUCGCGCCGAGCCCGCAGAAGUCGGAGGCCGAUGGGGCGCGGGAAGUGCUCGGUCACGGCUACGUCUGGCCUUCCAACCAAGCCAAGACCAAUGAGCUCGCAGCAAAUGCUACCCGGAUCGAAGGCUGGCGAAACACUCGAAGCUACUACAACUUCAUACAGGAUAUUGCUGCCUUUUACGCAUAUCAGCCCGUCAAGGCCAUCGAUCUGCAGCACCAGCAUGACAGACUUGCCAACCUGCGUCUUGGCCCAGCGCUAGCCGCAGACAUCUACCUUGCCAUAUGCGCGGCUGUGCAGAGUGGAGAUGAAAUCAAUCAGCUGCUCGCAGUAGUCAUCAAUACAAGCUCCGACCAUCGACGAGGCGGCACAGGAUUUGCAGGGCAAGGGCAGGGGUUGUUCUUCCUGGCCUACGGACUGUUCCACCCCAAUGUCGACGUCAGAAUGCAAGUCGCAGAGCUGUUGGCACGCAUACGGGAGCAUGAGGCCGGUCGACACUUCUGGGACGAUAUGGGCAUGUUCAUGAAGCUGGCUUGCGAGAAAGUACUGUCAGCGGCUCAGGCGAAGAAGUUUGAUGACGAGGAGGACGAGGAAAAGUGA
Molecule: messenger RNA, 2326 nt
Organism: Baudoinia panamericana UAMH 10762
Lineage: Eukaryota; Fungi; Ascomycota; Dothideomycetes; Mycosphaerellales; Teratosphaeriaceae
Exons: 3
Coding region: 209-2326 (705 amino acids)
Biological process (GO): actin cortical patch localization
Cellular component (GO): plasma membrane
Source: RefSeq, a predicted model, not a curated record